Eimeria mitis is the source of this 2265-nucleotide messenger RNA. RefSeq lists its product as uncharacterized. The record is from RefSeq and is a predicted model, not a curated record. The transcript is spliced from 11 exons. Lineage: Eukaryota; Apicomplexa; Conoidasida; Eucoccidiorida; Eimeriidae. Bases 1 to 2265 code for a protein of 754 amino acids.
AUGGUGCGGAAGGGCGGCGCAACCGCCGAGUUCGUGUAUGGACUGGGUAUCAGCUCCCUCCAGCCAGCGGAUCAAGUGGAUCACAGCGAAGAAACGCCCUUGCGGUUUGUUAGCGUGCAACUACAGCUCUCCGAUUCAAGCAAGAAUUUAGACGUUGACGUCCACGCUUUCCUCUUUGAGUCCGAUGGCACAUACGUAGACUGUGUGUUUUAUAAGAACCCGACCCUUGCCGGCAAAAGCGUCCGACUUCUUCAACAAGAUAAGGAGCUCCUUGUAGACUUACGUUACAUCCCUCAGAGGUGCAGCUUCAUCGUCUGUACUUUGGCAAUCUACUCCGGUGGCACGGUUGCUCAACUAGGGGAUGGCUCCGUCCAGCUUAGCGCUCUUGUACCUCGCUUAGGGCUAGAAGAGAAUGCAGAUUUUCCUCAUCUUCCCUGCGGUCAGCUUCCCCCAGGCUCCUCCGAAUUCUAUGAAUGGGAUUACGUUACGAGGCACGUUGCGGGACUGAGUGAAGAAACUCCGGGUGUAGAACUUGGCUCAUUGAUUAAGGCAGCUCGUGAAGGUACCCAUGUACAGUUUGAAUUGGCAGACACAGAAUGGCGUCUACCAGACGACCAGGAAGAGCCUGCAGGACACCAUGCAGUCGAAACUCGGGAAUAUGGGACCCGGAGGGGAAUUGGACUUGAUACUGGAAAUUUGGUUGGAGGUGAAGCGGAAAAUGAGGAAUCGGAGAUUUAUAGAAGGAACAUAAAGGGGUUCAUACGCGACGAAGGCACGCCAACGCGGCAUGGCACUGAACAGCAAGCAGAUGGAUUCGUUGCUAAGCAAGAGAUAGAACGGCAUAUAGUGCUGACUGGAGAUCAAGGAGAUGUGGCUGUGGCGAAGCGAACUGGCAGGCAGACAGCUCCACUGUCGACGGAUAUUGCCAGCUGUUCACAUGAUGAAAUUCCACCAGGCGUUCAGGCAGGCAGAAGACCUACGAUCCACACGAUGGCCGGCCGCAGAGGUGAUUACAACAAUGCUCAAUUCCGAGACAAUUAUGUAGGCCCUUUUGACAGGGAGCAGCAUCCUGAUGACAGAGGUGGGAAGAGAAGCAAUGGACAGCAGAGAGAGGGCUUAUGCACCUCAGAAAGUGAAGAGUAUAGUGGGGGCCGUUCGAGAAAGCAGAGAGAUACGGGAAAUGGAGAUAACGGUGCUAUCCAGGAGGCAGUUUUAGGAGAGCACAAAGGCAUUGGCGGCGGAGCCAACCGAUUUUACCGGGGGGCGAGAUCGGACGACAAACUGACAGGGGACCAAUCCGACGAUGGAGAACCCUUGCUUGUACCGCAUCUUCCCGUUGAUGGACACGAAGAAGAGCCCGGAGUGCACGCAUACGACAGGCACUUUGCGGCAGGACGACACGACUGGUGGAGAGACUCUGUUGAACGGCGUUUAAGUGCACUAGAGCGUUCUGUCGAAAGCAUCGGGCGCAACCUCCAAAUGGUUGCGACAGCAACGUCGGAUAUGCAGAAGAACAACAAACUUUAUAUUCAGGAACUUCGUGAGAGGUUUACAGAGCUGAAGAGUGACGUCGCCUCAGACAUUGAAUCUGCGUUGUCGGGCCCCGUGGAAGCCCUGAGCGUGAGGGUGAAGCAGGUGAAGGACGAAGGAGGAGCUGAUGCAAAGCAGUUGGCAGAACAGAAGCGAAAGCUUUGGGCGGUAGACCGGAUGGUUCUUCUUCAUGAACGGAAUUGGCAUCUGCUUGCACAGUCCAUAUCAGAACUUCGGUUUCAACUUUCGGGACUUGAACAGCGCAUCGAGCAAGCUGUACCUGCCAUUCGAGGCUCUACUGUACCGCCAACGGAUAACGCAAAGGGACUGCCAUUGUCGCUGCAAUCGUCCGCUUUUUUGGCUAGUAUGGAAGAGCCGAAUGCCAGGGAAGUGCUUAAUGCGUCAAGCGCCACUCAAAAUAAUGCCACGAGUGCUCUACAGGACCAGGGACAAACCGUAUUCGCCUCUCAAGCCUUAGAUGAGCUUAACCGCAUACAAAGCCACGCCGAGGCAUUUGGAGCUUGCAUGCGGCGGCUAGCCAGUGGGACUGCUUCUGAUGGUUUGAAAGGGCUCAAUCCGAUUGAACGCCGCGUUUUGUCCUUCGCGGGAACUCCGAAAGUGUUUGAAGCAUUGCAGGAUCUGGAGAGGGCUCUGGAAACCAUUAAUUCGUGUGGACCAGGAAGUCCAGAGUUUCCCCCGUUCUGCGGGGAGACGGUCCAUAUGGACAUCAAAUGA